AUGUCGACAACUACAACCGCUACCGAGACGGCUUCGCAGCCCACCUCGUCCACCGUCACGCUCGACUCGGCGCCGCUGACGGGCUACGACGAGGAGCAGAUCCGUCUCAUGGAGGAGCGAUGCAUCGUGCUCGACAACGACGACAAGUACCUCCGCGACGGCAGCAAGAAAGAGUGCCAUCUCAUGACCAACAUCAACAAGGGUCUUUUGCAUCGUGCCUUUUCUGUCUUCCUCUUCGACCCUUCAUCGGGCAAACUGUUGCUGCAACGACGGGCACCCGAGAAGAUUACGUUCCCCAACAUGUGGACCAACACGUGCUGCUCGCAUCCGUUGGCGAUCAAGGGCGAGCUCGAGGAGGCGGAGCAGAUCGGCGUGCGCCGGGCAGCGCAACGCAAGCUCGAUCACGAGUUGGGUAUUCCGGCGGAACAGGUGCCGUUGGAUCAGUUCCAGUAUCUGACGAGAAUCCACUACUUGGCACCCAACGGCGACGCCGAGAACAUGUGGGGUGAGCACGAGAUCGACUACAUCCUCUUCAUCACCGCCAAAGUCACGCUGGAGCCCAACAUGAACGAGGUCUGCGACACAAAGUGGGUCUCACCAGAAGAGCUGAAGGCGCUCAUGACCGAGUUGGACCCAGCAGCGUUUACGCCUUGGUUCAAGCUGAUCGUCCAGAAGUUCCUCUUCCCGUGGUGGAAGGACUUGCUGGCAAGGAGAGGCGACGAGUCCAAGCCCCUCGAUGCAAAGUCGUUGGCCACUCUGACCGACCACAGCAUCCACCGCAUGCUCUGA
Kalmanozyma brasiliensis GHG001 is the source of this 789-nucleotide messenger RNA. RefSeq names its product NUDIX hydrolase domain protein. The coding region runs from base 1 to 789 and encodes 262 amino acids. Gene Ontology annotation, cellular component: cytoplasm. Lineage: Eukaryota; Fungi; Basidiomycota; Ustilaginomycetes; Ustilaginales. Gene Ontology annotation, biological process: isopentenyl diphosphate biosynthetic process; isoprenoid biosynthetic process. The record is from RefSeq and is a predicted model, not a curated record. Gene Ontology annotation, molecular function: isopentenyl-diphosphate delta-isomerase activity. The transcript has a single exon.